AUGCAUUCCAACAUCAUCACUGUGAUCAUCGCCGCGCUCGUCUCCAGCUCUGCUGCUCUCGUCAUUCGCAAUAAGCACGUCGGUGACUUUCGCUUGUUCUCCAACCAAGGAUGCUCGGCUGGCAACCUCGGAGUCUGGACCAUCAUCGAUGACGACGUCAAACACGGCAAAUGUGUGUCGAUCAAUGACUCUGUUCAGUCGAUCUACGCUACCGACGUGAACCAGGGCUGCAAAUUCUAUCUUUACAACGAUGGGGCUUGCAAGGUUGGCAAGACGAAUGCCGCGGAGGGCACCUGCUCCAACACAUCGGAAGGCUGGAAGUCUUGGUCGAUGGAUUGUUGA
Messenger RNA from Pochonia chlamydosporia 170, 342 nucleotides. RefSeq lists its product as hypothetical. The transcript has 2 exons. The record is from RefSeq and is a predicted model, not a curated record. NCBI's taxonomy places the organism in Eukaryota, Fungi, Ascomycota, Sordariomycetes, Hypocreales, Clavicipitaceae. The coding region runs from base 1 to 342 and encodes 113 amino acids.